AUGUAUGGUAUAAACUGUAGUAGAUCCUGUAAUGAUAGAAAUUGUAAUGGUUCCACUGAAUGUAAUCAUAUCUCAGGAAAUUGUACAGCGGGUUGUAAACCUGGUUUUAGUGGUGUUGAUUGUACAAAACAAUGCCCCGAAGCCUCUUACGGCAAAGAGUGUUCGAAAAUGUGUACUGAUAGAAAUUGUUUACAGAAUCAAACUUGUGACAGUAUGAAUGGCACUUGUGUUGAUGGUUGUAAACCAGGUUUUAUAUCAAUUGACUGUACACAAGGUAAAUAUAAUACAGUGAAUACAGCAUAUAAUAAUAUUAAUAGUAGAUAUUAUAUUGAUGGUUGUCAACCAGGUUUUAUAUCAAUUGACUGUACACAAGGUUUUAUAUCAAUUGACUGUACACAAGGUAAAUAUAAUAUAGUGAGUACAGUAUAUAAUAAUAUUAAUGGUAGAUAUCAUAUUGAUGGUUGUCAACCAGGUUUUAUAUCAAUUGACUGUACACAAGGUUUUAUAUCAAUUGACUGUACACAAGGUAAAUAUAAUAUAGUGAGUACAGUAUAUAAUAAUAUUAAUGGUAGAUAUCAUAUUGAUGGUUGUCAACCAGGUUUUAUAUCAAUUGACUGUACACAAGGUAAAUAUAAUAUAGUGAGUACAGUAUAUAAUAAUAUUAAUAGUAGAUAUUAUAUUGAUAGUUAUAAACCAGGUUUUAUAUCAACUGACUGUACACAGGGGAAAUAUAAGAUAGUGAAUACAGUAUAUAAUAAUAUUAAUGGUAGAUAUUAUAUUGAUGGUUGUAAACCAGGUUUUAUAUUAAUUGACUGUAAACAAGGUAAAUAUAAUAUAGUGAAUAUAGUAUAUAAUAAUAUUAAUGGUAGAUAUUAUAUUGAUGGUUAUCAACCAGGUUUUAUAUCAAUUGACUGUACACAAAGUAAAUAUAAUAUAGUGAGUACAGUAUCUAAUAAUAUUAAUAGUAGAUAUUAUAUUGAUAGUUAUAAACCAGGUUUUAUAUCAAUUGACUGUAAACAAGGUAAAUAUAAUAUAGUGAAUACAGUAUAUAAUAAUAUUAAUGGUAGAUAUUAUAUUGAUGGUUGUCAACCAGGUUUUAUAUCGAUUGACUGUAAACAAGGUAAAUAUAAUAUAGUGAGUACAGUAUAUAAUAAUAUUAAUGGUAGAUAUUAUAUUGAAGGUAGAUAUUAUAUUGAAGGUUGUAGACCAGGUUUUAUAUUAAUUGACUGUACACAAGGUUUUAUAUCAAUUGACUGUACACAAGGUAAAUAUAAUAUAGUGAGUACAGUAUAUAAUAAUAUUAAUGGUAGAUAUUAUAUUGAUGGUUGUAAGCCAGGUUUUAUAUCAAUUGACUGUACACAAGGUUUUAUAUCAACUGACUGUACACAAGGUAAAUAUAAUAUAGAGAGUACAGUAAAUAAUAAUAUUAAUGGUAGAUAUUAUAUUGAUGGUUGUAAACCAGGUUUUAUAUCAAUUGACUGUAAACAAUGUAAAUAUAAUAUAAUGAGUACAGUAUAUAAUAAUAUUAAUGUUAGAUAUCAUAUUGAUGGUUGUCAACCAGGUUUUAUAUCAACUGACUGUACACAAGGUUUUAUAUCAAUUGACUGUACACAAGGUAAAUAUAAUAUAGUGAGUACAGUAUAUAAUAAUAUUAAUCGUAGAUAUUAUAUUGAUAGUUGUAAACCAGGUUUUAUAUCAAUUGACUGUACACAAGGUAAAUAUAAUAUAGUAUGUACAGUAUAUAAUAAUAUUAAUGGUAGAUAUUAUUAUGGUUGUCAACCAGGUUUUAUAUCAAUUGACUGUACACAAGUUAAAUAUAAUAUAGUGAGUACAGUAUAUAAUAAUAUCAAUGGUAGAUAUAUUGAUGAUUGUCAACCAGGUUUUAUAUCAAUUGACUGUACACAAGAUAAAUAUAAUAUAGUGAGUACAGUAUAUAAUAAUAUCAUUGGUAGAUAUUAUAUUGAUGGUUGUAAACCAGGUUUUAUAUCAAUUGACUAUACACAAGGUAAAUAUAAUAUAGUGAGUACAGUAUAUAAUAAUAUCAAUGGUAGAUAUUAUAUUGAUGGUUGUAUACCAGGUUUUAUAUCAAUUGACUGUACACAAGGUUUUAUAUCAAUUGACUAUACACAAGGUAAAUAUAAUAUAGUGAGUACAGUAUGUAAUAAUAUUAAUGGUAGAUAUUUCAUUGAUGGUUGUAAACCAGGUAAACAGUUUGGUUAUUUAGAGUUAUUUACAUGUCAUUGUUAUAAUAGUAAACAGUUUGGUUAUUUAGAGUUAUUUACACGUCAUUGUUAUAAUAGUAUACUAAUUGUGAUAUGUUAUCUGUAUUUAGGUAAACAGUUUGGUUAUUUAGAGUUAUUUACAUGUCAUUGUACAAAUGAUAAUGAUUGUAAUACUGAUGGUAGUUGUCAGAGUAAUGGAUGUGCAACAGGCUGGUAUGGUUCUACUUGUCAAAAACAGAAUGUUGCAUUAGAGAAACCAGCGUCUCAAGUAUCACAAUACGAUGAGUUUGGACCUGAACUAGUAGUAGAUGGUGAUAGAUCACAAAAUGUUUAUAGAUGUACGAAUACUAAUUAUAAUAAUAAUACAUGGUGGAGUGUAAACUUAAUAGAUACUUAUCCUAUUAGACAAAUACAUAUUUUAUAUAGACGUGGAGAUUAUCUGACUUAUCCUGGAGAUACUGAUAAUUCUACCGAUGAGUCGUGUACUGAAGGAAAAUAUGGUUUGAAUUGUGGUCAAGAUUGUAAUGACAGACAUUGUUUGAGAUCCCAGCAGACUUGUAAUUUAGUUACUGGGAAAUGUGAUGAUGGUUGUGUUCCAGGAUAUAAUGGUAUAGACUGUAAACAAGAAUGUCCAACUAGAACGUAUGGUAGAAAUUGUUUACAACUUUGUUCUAACAACUGUUUAAAUCUAGAAUGUAACAAUAUGAAUGGUAUAUGUAUCGGUGGAUGUAAACCAGGUUUUAAAUCAGAACUUUGUAACCAGAAGUGUGAUAAGACAAUGUAUGGUAUAAACUGUUGUAGAUCCUGUAAUGAUAGAAAUUGUAAUGGUUCCACUGAAUGUAAUCAUAUCACUGGAAAUUGUACAGCGGGUUGUAAACCUGGUUUUAGUGGUGUUGAUUGCACAAAACAAUGCCCCGAAGCCUCUUACGGCAAAGAUUGUUCGCAAAUGUGUACAGAUAGAAAUUGUUUACAGAAUCAAAAUUGUGACAGUAUGAAUGGCACCUGUGUUGAUGGUUGUAAACCAGGUUUUAUUUCAAUUGACUGUACACAAGGUAAAUAUAAUAUAGUGAGUACAGUAUAUAAUAAUAUUAAUGGUAGAUAUUAUAUUGAUGGUUAUAAACCAGGUUUUAUAUCAACUGACUGUACACAAGGUAAAUAUAAUAUAGUGAGUACAGUAUGUAAUAAUAUUAAUGGUAGAUGUUAUAUUGAUGGUUGUAAACCAGGUUUUAUAUCAAUUGACUGUACACAAGGUAAAUAUAAUAUAGUGAGUACAGUAUAUAAUAAUAUUAAUAGUAGAUAUUAUAUUGAUGGUUGUCAGCCAGGUUUUAUAUCAACUGACUGUACACAAGGUAAAUAUAAUAUAGUGAGUACAGUAUGUAAUAAUAUUAAUGGUAGAUAUUUUAUUGAUGGUUGUAAACCAGGUUUUAUAUCAAUUGACUGUACACAGGGUAAAUAUAAUAUAGUGAGUACAGUAUAUAAUAAUAUUAAUGGUAGAUAUUAUAUUGAUGGUUGUAAACCAGGUUUUAUAUCAAUUGACUGUACACAAGGUAAAUAUAAUAUAGUGAGUACAGUAUGUAAUAAUAUUAAUGGUAGAUGUUAUAUUGAUGGUUGUAAACCAGGUUUUAUAUCAAUUGACUGUACACAAGGUAAAUAUAAUAUAGUGAGUACAGUAUAUAAUAAUAUUAAUAGUAGAUAUUAUAUUGAUGGUUGUCAGCCAGGUUUUAUAUCAACUGACUGUACACAAGGUAAAUAUAAUAUAGUGAGUACAGUAUGUAAUAAUAUUAAUGGUAGAUAUUUUAUUGAUGGUUGUAAACCAGGUUUUAUAUCAAUUGACUGUACACAGGGUAAAUAUAAUAUAGUGAGUACAGUAUAUAAUAAUAUUAAUAGUAGAUAUUAUAUUGAUGGUUGUAAACCAGGUUUUAUAUCAAUUGACUGUACACAAGGUAAAUAUAAUAUAGAGAGUACAGUAAAUAAUAAUAUUAAUGGUAGAUAUUAUAUUGAUGGUUGUAAACCAGGUUUUAUAUCAAUUGACUGUACACAAGGUAAAUAUAAUAUAGUGAGUACAGUAUAUAAUAAUAUUAAUGGUAGAUAUUAUAUUGAUGGUUGUAAACCAGGUUUUAUAUCAAUUGACUGUACACAAGGUUUUAUAUCAAUUGAUUGUACACAAGGUAAAUAUAAUAUAGUGAGUACAGUAUAUAAUAAUAUCAAUAGUAGUUAUCAUAAUGAUGGUUGUAAAUCAGGUUUUAUAUCAAUUGACUGUACACAAGGUUUUAUAUCAAUUGACUGUACACAAGGUAAAUAUAAUAUAGUAUGUACAGUAUAUAAUAAUAUUAAUGGUAGAUAUUAUAAUGAUGGUUGUCAACUAGGUUUCAUAUCAAUUGACUGUACACAAGAUUGUGAUGAUGGGUUCUAUGGUGAAAACUGUAAUAAUAAAUGUUCAGAGAGAAAUUGUAUAAAUAACAGUACAGUUUGUAGUAAAGUUGAUGGUAGCUGUAAUGGUGGAUGUCUAGAUGGUUAUAAUGGUGUAGAUUGUAGUCAAACGAUUCCAAUAGUACCAGAGAAUGUUGCAUUAUCGAAACCAGCCUCUCAAGUAUCAACAUUCCAGCAUCAUAGACCUGGCCUAGCAGUAGAUGGUGAUAGAUCACAAGAUAUUUAUAGAUGUAUGAAUACUGGUUAUAAUAAUAAUACAUGGUGGAGUGUAAACUUAACAGAUACUUAUCCUAUUAGACAAAUACAUAUUUUAUAUAGACAAGGAGAUAAUUAUACUUAUGAUGGAGAUACUGAUAGUUCUAUCGAUGAGUAUCUAUACACUCUAAAAGGAUUUAAAAUAGAUGUUAUACAAGAUAAUGGUGCUUCAGUUGAAUGUUAUAAACAACCUAAUGAUAUUCAACCAUCUAGUAUAAACUUCACAGUAAACUGUAAUAAAAUAAUUUGGGGUAGUAAAAUCAAUAUCUCAAGAACUAUUGUUAUCGAAAAUCUUUACUAUGCUUUUUGUGAAGUGGAGGUUUAUGUAUGCUCCAAUAGAACAUAUGGUAAAGAGUGUGAGAAGUUUUGUUAUUGUAAAGAUGCUGUAGCUUGUGAUGAUGUAACUGGAAUAUGUUCAACUGAUGGAUGUUUACCAGGGUAUACUGGAUCAAGCUGUAAUCAGACGUGUACUGAAGGAAAAUAUGGUUUGAAUUGUGGUCAAGAUUGUAAUGACAGACAUUGUUUGGGAUCCAAGCAGACUUGUAAUUCAGCUACUGGGAAAUGUGAUGAUGGUUGUGUUCCAGGAUAUAAUGGUACAGACUGUACACAAGAAUGUCCAUCUAGAACGUAUGGUAGAAAUUGUUCACAACUUUGUUCUAACAACUGUUUAAAUCUAGAAUGUAACAAUAUGAAUGGUAUAUGUAUCGGUGGAUGUAAACCAGGCUUUAAAUCAGAACUUUGUAAUCAGGAGUGUGAUAAGACAAUGUAUGGUAUAAACUGUAGUAGAUCCUGUAAUGAUAGAAAUUGUAAUGGUUCCACUGAAUGUAAUCUUAUCACUGGAAAUUGUACAGCGGGAUGUAAACCUGGUUUUAGUGGUGUUGAUUGCAAAAAACAUUGCCCCGAAGCUUCAUACGGCAAAGAGUGUUCGAAAAUGUGUACAGAUAGAAAUUGUUUACAGAAUCAAACUUGUGACAGUAUGAAUGGCACUUGUGUUGAUGGUUGUAAACCAGGUUUUAUAUCAGCUGACUGUACACAAGGUAAAUAUAAUAUAGUGAAUACAGUAUAUAAUAGUAUUAAUGGUAGAUAUAUUGAAGGAUGUCAACCAGGUUUUAUAUCAAUUGACUGUACAGAAAGAAAUUAUAUUAAUGGUCGUCAACCAGGUUUUAUAUCAAUUGACAGUACACAAGGUAAAUAUAAUAUA
Messenger RNA from Lottia gigantea (owl limpet), 6108 nucleotides. RefSeq lists its product as hypothetical. The transcript has 26 exons. The record is from RefSeq and is a predicted model, not a curated record. The annotation marks the transcript as partial. NCBI's taxonomy places the organism in Eukaryota, Metazoa, Mollusca, Gastropoda, Lottiidae. Gene Ontology annotation, molecular function: scavenger receptor activity.